Messenger RNA from Zeugodacus cucurbitae (melon fly), 1668 nucleotides. RefSeq names its product nuclear distribution protein nudE homolog (gene nudE). The transcript is spliced from 7 exons. The coding region runs from base 400 to 1653 and encodes 417 amino acids. The record is from RefSeq and is a predicted model, not a curated record. NCBI's taxonomy places the organism in Eukaryota, Metazoa, Arthropoda, Insecta, Diptera, Tephritidae. Gene Ontology annotation, cellular component: kinesin complex; centrosome; kinetochore. Gene Ontology annotation, biological process: chromosome segregation; cell migration; mitotic centrosome separation. Gene Ontology annotation, molecular function: microtubule binding.
AACAACAACAGACGAGCAUCAUUAUUUUUUGAGAGCUGGCAAUGCCGUUUUACAGUUUUGGUAUUUUAGUGCAAACACAACUUUUAACGAAUUUUGUCUCACAUUUAUUUCACAUAUUUUCUGAGAUAAGCAAGCUGAAUUUUAAAAAACUGUUUUCAAAAUAAUCGUGUUGACCUUUUACGCAGCAGAACGAUCAGAGCUUUAACAAUUUUUUUUGAAUAAAAAUUGUGAAUAAAGAGCAAAAUAAGAAUAAUAAAUCGUGGAAAAGCGGGAAUUUAGUGCAAGAGAAGCGUUCAACGCAUUUAAGAAUUUAUAUUUGCAUAUAUGCAUACAUAGGGAGGUCCACAUAAACUUCCUGAGUAAAUCUAUAUAUAGCUCUUCUUUGGCAACUACACAGCGAUGGAGUCACCACCAAUGUUUAACAGUGUCGAAGAUGAGUGCCGGUAUUGGAAAGAACGUGCUAAGCUUUAUCACAAAGAAUGGACGGAUGUAAAACAAGAAUAUGAUGAGUACGUGGAACAAUCACGACAAAUGGAAGCAGAAAUGGAUGCUACACUUGAUCAAAAACAGAGUAUAAUCAAAGAUCUCAGAAUGACACUUUCUUCCUUAGAGAAAGAAAAUGAAUCAUUGAAGCUCAAACUCCAAUCUCAUGGCAUUGAAUUAGCCAAUACAGAGCGACAAAUGGAAAAUUUGAAAACUGAGCGCGAUUCGCUCAAAGUGUACCUGCGACAAUUGGAACAAAAAAACGAUGACUUGGAGCGUGCACAUCGUAUACUCAAUGAAAGCAUUGCUGAUUUUGAAAGAAUGUUGGAUAAAGCUUAUGAGAAAAAUGCUCUUCUUGAAAUGGAGGUGGAUGAAAAGGAAAUGCUGCAGGAAAAGCUACAGAGACUUAUGGAUGAAACAAGAGACUUAAAACAAGAACUGAAUGUAAAAACGCGUAAUCCAUUAAAUGGUUCAGUUAGUAAUAUAUCAGAAACGACAACACUGUCCGCACCUUUAACAAAUGGCGCUGUAAAUAACAGUGAUAAUACCCAUGAGGAAAACAGCCUCAACAAUACCAGUCUCCACAGCACCAGCCUUACACAUAAUUUGAACAACAGUCCAGCAGUUAUACCCAAUUACGGUGAACAACAUUCAUUGAAGAAAAAACCAUUUUCAGAUUCAACAAAUUUACUCAACGGCAACGCAAUGACGCCCAGCUCGCGUACGUCUGCACUUAACAUUGUUGCAGAUAUGCUACGGAAAUUGAAUUUGGAGAGGGCACUUUUAUGCCCUCAGUGUGAAAGGUUUCGUUGUAUCUGUGAUCGUUCGUUUGCUGCUGCUGUUGACUCUACAAGCAGCUGUGCCUUCACACCGACGGCCGAUAACGUAGGUCGCCUUAGACGGAGUUUAACGAAUACCUUUGGCAGCAAUAAUUCCAUGGACACGAGCGCUACAGGCACCUCCACAAACACGUCCUGCACCGACUACGAUGCCGAUGCCUCCGAUGUUCCCUUACGACGAAUCGGCAGUCGUAGCAAUUCGAGCCUAAAUUUUGGUACAAAUAUUUUUAAGCGCUUCGCAGACCGCAUGAGCGGUGGAAAUAGCAAUUCCCCGAACACGACUAAAACGCCGAUUCGUACAUCAAUUAAAAAUAUUUCGAGUUUGAAUUAAAUACAAUAAGAUCGA